Messenger RNA from Chanos chanos (milkfish), 2466 nucleotides. RefSeq names its product kinesin-like protein KIF20A. NCBI's taxonomy places the organism in Eukaryota, Metazoa, Chordata, Actinopteri, Gonorynchiformes, Chanidae. The record is from RefSeq and is a predicted model, not a curated record. The transcript has 18 exons. Gene Ontology annotation, cellular component: mitotic spindle; spindle microtubule; nucleus. Gene Ontology annotation, biological process: mitotic spindle assembly; microtubule-based movement; spindle elongation. Bases 1 to 2466 code for a protein of 821 amino acids. Gene Ontology annotation, molecular function: plus-end-directed microtubule motor activity; ATP binding; microtubule binding.
AUGGCGACAGCAAUCGAUAUGACACAUGAGGGCGCAGAGCUGGGGGCAAUGGAGUCGACGGCAUGUGAUCCACAUCAUAUGCCACUUCCAGAACUUUCUGGGGUGUCCUCUAUAGCUUCAGCACAGAGUGAGCCUGCAGAAGGUCCAGAGCAACAGCAGCUGAAAGUUUACUUGAGAGUUCGCCCUUUCAGCAAGGAGGAGCUGGCAAAAAACGAGGACCAAGGUUGUGUCGUGUUAGAGAGUCCAGAAACUGUCUUACUCCAGGCCCCUAAAGGGUCAGCCUCCAUGAAGAGCAGUGAGAGAGGCAUCACUCAGCAGCUGCACAAAUUCAGCUUCUCACAGAUCUUUGGACCAGAGGUGACUCAAGCAGACUUCUUUGAUGGAACCAUCAGCACUCAGGUGCAGGACUUCCUUCAGGGCAAAAACGCUCUAGUGUUCAGCUACGGUGUCACUAAUGCUGGGAAAACUCACACAAUACAGGGUUCUUUGAAGGACCCUGGUAUUCUUCCACGUGCUCUGGAUGUAACAUUCAGGUACGUCAGUGGGCGGAAGUAUGAAAAUAUGGACCUGAAGCCAUAUCUGAGUGUAGAUGUGCAGCGAUUAGACUCCGAUCAGCUCAAAACUGAGAGGAAUACGAAGGCAACACUGCUCAACUUGCUUAAAGAGGAGUCUGAGCCUCCAAAACCCAGCAGGUCAAGAAGUUCCUCCAUGUCCUCUGUGUCUAGUCUGUCUUUUUCCGGUGUCUCCUAUGACCAAACAGUGGACAGUGCAGAUGCCGCUGGUGACGGGAUGCAGUGCGUCUUCUCCGUGUGGGUAGCUUCCUACGAGAUCUACAACGAGUACAUUUAUGAUCUCCUGCAGGCUCCCCCCACCACCAAGAGCAAGAAACGCCCUGCGCUUCGAGUGUGUGAGGAUGGUGCCAAAAACCCCUACAUCAGAGAUCUGACGUGGGUUAAUGUUCAGAGCGCAGAGGAGGCCAGUAAGAUCCUCCAUGUGGGAAACAAAAACCGCAGCGCUGCCUCCACCGUGAUGAACCAGUCGUCCAGUAGAAGCCACAGCAUCUUCACUAUUAAACUGUUACGCAUUGAUGGAGCAGAUAUCCAGGGAAUGUCAGAGCUCACCUUGUGUGAUCUCGCUGGUUCAGAGAGAUGCAACAAAACUAAAACUUUUGGUGAACGUCUGAAAGAGGCAGGAAAUAUCAAUAACUCGCUCCUAAUUCUGGGAAAGUGCAUCGCUGCCAUGCGAAACAAGCAGAGUGACCGUUCUAAGAUCAGCCACAUCCCGUUCAGAGAGAGUAAGCUGACACGGCUGUUUCAGGGUGUGUUUUGUGGGCGUGGUCGAGUCUCCAUGAUCAUUAAUAUUAACCAGUGUGCCUCGACCUACGACGAGACACUACAUGUCAUGAAGUUCUCUGCCAUUGCCAAGCAGGUGGUACAGGUAAUCCAGCCCCGCUCCUUGGAAUCUCUGGCCCCACGCCUGGUUGGACGUAAUGGAAAGCCCUUGAUAAAAAAUGGGGUGAUUGACAACCAAGCAGUGGAUGACUACUUGUCAGAAGAUGAGCUCCUGGAUGGAGAAGACGAAGCUGAUAUGUCAAUAUUACCACAGGAGGAGCUGAUCAGUUUGCUGGAGGGCCUGCGUGAGAAGCUGCUCACUGAGCGCAGGAAGAACCUGGUUCAGGAGAUUCAGAUCCGUAGGGAGAUGGGAGAUGCUAUAAUCCAGCAGCUCAUGGAGAUGGAAGAGGCCCACAGCUAUCACAUAGCAGACCUGAAGGAGAGCUACGAGGAGAAGAAGGAGAGCACGAUGGAGAUGUAUAAGGAGGCCCUUAAGGAGUACGCCUAUCACUGUGCUCAGGAGAGGCUGGAUGAGGAGUAUAUACCUGUGGAGAAAUACACCCUUGAACAAAACAAGGCAGAGGAGCUGCAGAAGAGACUGGCUGAUUUGGAGCAGCAGCGUCAUGGUACUGGAACCGGUUCCUCUGUAGUUUUUACGAAGGACAGCUCCACCCAGACCGACAAAUUACCCCAAACUCCCACUCAAGACUCUGGGGAUUCGGAACGCUGCAAACUGCUCUACAGGGAAAAGUGUGCAGUGGAGCAGUUGUGUGGAGAAAAACAAGGGCUGAUUGUGUCCCUAGAGAAGCGCAUUUGUGAGCUGAAUGAGACUCUCCAGGAGGCUGGAGAGAGUUACUUGGAGAAGCUUGCCCAAAUUCAAGAAUUGCAGAUCAGCCUUGCUGACAAGGAACAAAUAAAGAGGCGUUUGCAAGCUGAUGUCACAGACAAGAAAGCAGAGCUCAGUGUUCUGAGAGAGGAGAUGACUAAACUGUCCCUUGAUUCUGAGAGGAAAAUGAGGCCAAAACGGGGAUUACUCGCAAGCAUUGAGCUGGUGACAACACCACACAAAACAGCGCUGCGUCACGUUAUCCGGAGAUCUGUGAGGGCCACACCCUCAACGAGGAACAAAUCCUAA